UUUUUUCCGUUUCCGAAAUAUUCGGCUCAUGGAAUACAUGUUCAGAACAUGGACUUUCGUAUAUGUUUGAAGAACAAUCAUGUAACUGGUUGGAGGCUGAUAAGCAAUGUGAAGAGGCAGGGGGAAUUUUAGUGACUGAUAUACAUGACUGUAUACUUAAAAAGCUUACUCAAGAAGUUAGGUAUUUCAUUGGAGGUAAUAAAUCCUCCUCUGGAAUAUGGACAUGGAUAGAUGGUUCUCCAAUUAACCAGACUCACUGGUUUCCAGGCGAGCCUAAUAACUCUGGAGAAAAAGAGUUUUGUUUACAAAUGUGGUUGGAAAGUGAUACCGUUUACUGGAACGACAUCUCUUGUGAUAGCAAAAUUUCUGGAGGAUAUGUUUGUCAGAAGACAUCAGUCAUCACAGAAACAACGUCACCAAGAAAAAGCGAGCAACCAACAACACUACCAACCGAAGAGACAUCUGUAAAAUAUAAUGGUACAACUACUUCACAUUGUGAUGACUUACCUCACCAUGAACUGCAUGUGGAUUGUGUUUCAAAUAUUGAGAACAUUAAUGGAAAGGUUGACUCAGUCCUUAGAGGAAACUCAUCAAAGAAAGAAAUAGAGCUGGUGAUUCACAAUGCACUACACAAAUUACAAGAAAUUUCAAUCAACCAUGAGCAAACUCAGUAUGAUAUGGAAAGUUCCAUAAACUUAUUAGACAAAAUUCUGGAUGCCUACAUCGAGUUGAAUGUUUCACUUCCAAGUACAGUGAUUGUGACAACACUUGACAACUUACUAGCUGAAAACUUAACAGCUGCAUGGAAAAAAACUUCCACAAAACAGGCCAAUUCAAGAGUCAAUAAAAUCUUCAGAAUGGUAGACAAAUUUGGCCUACAUGUCUUACAGACCAUCAAGGAGAACGACAGCAUCACAUAUAACUCAACAAAGAAUAUGGUGUUUACGGUGGCAAAGAUUCCAGCAGAUCAAAAUGUAAUUUUUCCGGAAAAUGAAAACAUCUUAGGUUCAUCGCUAGUGCUUCCAGUGCAGGGUCAUGGUUCUAAUCAAAAUAUACCGUACCUUGCGGUGAAAUACAAAACACUGGGAGCCUUCAUUAAAAACAAAAAUAGAAGUAAAGAAAAUGCAGGAUACAGAAUUUCGUCUGAUAUAUUGUCAUUAACACUUAAUGACCCUUUACUAGAAGGAGCAUUAGACCCUUCAUUGCAUUUAAAAUUCCUCAAACAGGAAAAUUUCAACAAUUCUAUCAGCGAAUGUGCAUUUUGGGAUUUUGAUCACAAUAACGGAGAUGGUGGUUGGUCGACGAGAGGAUGUAAAUUACAAUCUGCAAAUGGUCGUUAUUUUCACUGUGAAUGCAACCACUUGACAAAUUUUGCAGUGCUGGUGCGACCAUAUUCAAAGACUCUAGACGAAGAAGAGGCAUUGAGUUGGAUAUCUAUAAUUGGUUGCUCGAUAUCAGUGUUUUUGUCAUUGCUAACGGCCAUUGUUUACAUCGUUUUUUGGAAAUCUAUCACUUGUGAUGUCAGCAGAAUGGUAAAUAAGAUCACUGUGCUUCUUUGUCUCAGUAUUGCCAUGGCUUACACAAUAUUUCUACUAGGAGUUGAUAAGAUCCGGUAUAAAGUCGGGUGUAUUGUGAUUACAGCGUUUUUACAGUAUCUGUUCCUGUUCGUUUUCUUCCUCAUGCUGGCCCUUGGAUUGUACUAUUUCAGUAGCAUCUCAUUGAUCAAAAUAUCAUUUUCUAAAGCAACGGCAUUUCAAAGUAAAUCCAGUUUCUUCAGUAAAAUCAUUUGGGGAGUUGUAGCUGUUAUGCCAGCGUGUAUAACCGCAGUUACAUUUGGAGUUAUUUUUUUCCUGGACAAAGACUACAAUUCAAAAAACAGUUGCUGGUUAUCAUUUGAAAGUGGGGCUUUGUAUGGCUUCGUUGGACCUGUAGCUUGCAUCGUUCUGAUCAAUAUUGUUAUUGUUAUAGUCCUCUCAGUGACACUAUGUUCAAUAGGAUUCUCACCACAAGACAAAGGGAGGAAAAAAAUAUUGGCCGGAAUAAGGUCCAUCUGUACCCUUUUACCUGUUCUUGGAGUGACCUGGUUGUUUGGUCUACUGUCCAUUAAUGAUGAUGUGGUCGUGUUUCAGUAUAUAUUCUCUCUGUUGAACUCCUUCCAGGGGCUUUUCAUUUUCAUCUCCAAAUGUCUUCUAAGCAAAAAGAUCAGGAGGUCGCUUAGUAAGUGCAUACACAAAAAAGGUUCAGAAAAUUGGAGAAGUAGGCUUUAUUCAUUACUUAGCAACAAUAUGUUGUCCAUGAACACAAAGGAGUUCUCAUCGGUGUCUAAAAUCCAACCUGAAGGAGAAGAAUGUACUAGCAAACUUAGAAAAGGGAAUCUCAUUAAGGGUAUUUCGUUCAAGGGUAGAGAGAGUGUCAAUACAUCUCUUUGACAAUACAGAACAGAUCAAAAGAACCUAAAAUCAUGAACUAUAAUAUAUAGAUUACUACAUCAUCUCUAUUACAGACUUCAUACUUUGUUAAUACAUAACUGUUGAAACCAUUCAAGGUAGCGUAGUAAUAGCCCCCUCGCUUCGUGGUCCAAAGAUCUGGUUCGAUUCUCGUUUGCCAUGCAGCAUCAAAUCUAAGACGAUUAGCACUCAGCUAGACUGUUUUAGUGCUCUCUUUCAUACUUUUUGAUAAUGUCAAACAUAGAUCUAUGUUUGAUAACAUUUAACUAUGAGGGAGAGCAGAGGACAACAAGACAAAAAUGAACAAAGAAUUAUUUAAUUUUAAAAAAAACAUAGAGACUUGAGCAAGUCUAGCACUCAGCAUUAGAAGCGCAAUUUAUGUCUUUUUGAUUAAACCUUUAAAACAUAGAUUCUCUGUCAUAGCGGGUGUUGGCAUGAAAAAGAACCUUAUUGCUUAAAGGCCCUGAGUGCCGAGUAAAGAUGUAACUUGAAGCUAUUUUUUGGUAAUUGUUGACACCUCAUAUGAGAAAAAACAUCGAGGGGAUGCAAAACACUCAAUCAUAACUGUUUUUAUGCAGUUUUGAUGUUUGAAAUUUCAAAAUUCAUGAUUGUUUAAAAGAAACAUUUUUAAAUUGUAUACGCCUCCAUUAAGAUUAAAUAAGUAUACUUCCUGCACACUUAAAUUGCUGCAAAGGUAAUUUCUAAUGAUUCAUCUGCUGAAAUUACAAUGAUUGAAUAUCAAAAAUUGUAAUUGCUUACAUGUAACUGGAAUAUCUUUAAGUAUUUUUAAGUAUUUUCAAAUGCAUUUUUGUUUUUAAAGUGUUUCAAGGAAUUUCAUGAAAUUCUAAAAAUUGAAAAUGUCGCGUAUGUCUAAAUCCAAAUCAAUAUAGCUUGAGGUUCUUUAAGCAUUUGAGAACACAGUCUUGGAAACAAUAUUGUUAUUGCGUAUUAACAAGAAAAUUGUUGUUAGAGCAGCAGCUAGGGUAACUAGCAUAUGGCUCUGUCCAUAGCCCACUGUCUUGAAUCGUAUCUAGGUAUUUGAAAAAUCGAAUAUUAAUCUUUGUUUAUUUUAUUUCUAUUUAAAUUGUGCUAAUUGAAAUGAUAUGUAAAAUGUAAUGGAGCUUUGACCUCAGGAAAUGUUGACAAACUGUAAAAGUUUUCAUUUUACAACAAUUGUUUUUGAGCAACCAACUCUUCUGUGUACUUUAUGUGUGCGUGUGUUUAAAAUUUCUUUAAAUAUUAUACACUGAAAUGUGAUAUGCAUUUUAUGCAAUCUUUAUAUAGCGCAUGCAUAAACUCUUCAUGAAUAAACGAAUCAAAUCCUCAAUGUUUUCAAUCAAUGAUUUUGAAGAAUUUAAUAUGCUGCUUUGCUGUUUCUUAAAACUUGUACCUCAGUAAUGCAUCUAUUGUUGUAGAUAAAAGCACCAACUUGAGUGAAAUUCACACACAGUUUCUAAAAAAUUGAUGGAUUUUUUAAAUGAAAGAAAUGGAUACAUUAAUGAAGAAAAAGUACAAUACUUAGAUUUAAUGGUGAAAUAUUAUGGGAUUAUUUAUCAUAUAAUUUAUGCAUUGAUAUACCCCUAGCCGAAUAAUCAAUCGAAACAAAGUUCUUUCUGGUAUAGUGAAAUGCUUAAUGUACCAAGAGCACUCAGUUGUGUGUU
This is a messenger RNA of Saccostrea echinata, 4108 nucleotides long. Its product is annotated as adhesion G-protein coupled receptor D1-like. Gene Ontology annotation, molecular function: G protein-coupled receptor activity. Gene Ontology annotation, biological process: adenylate cyclase-activating G protein-coupled receptor signaling pathway; cell surface receptor signaling pathway. The record is from RefSeq and is a predicted model, not a curated record. The coding region runs from base 63 to 2429 and encodes 788 amino acids. The transcript has 24 exons. Gene Ontology annotation, cellular component: membrane. Lineage: Eukaryota; Metazoa; Mollusca; Bivalvia; Ostreida; Ostreidae.